GUACAUUGCGGGAGGCAUCAGAGUGUAUUAUAUUAUCGGCUGGUACCACUUAAGUCGCUGGAUUACGUGGCAUUGUCAAUUGUGAGAAGCGAGCUCACUUCCCAGAAGAGGACCCCAGGAAUGUACGCGAGGGGGUCAGCGCUGAAGGCCUUAUCUAAUCUGUCGACCUGGGCAAAGGCGCAGCAACAGCGGGGAGUCCGCGUUACCAACGGGGCAGCCAGUGUCUACAGUUCUGGAGCGUACGAGCCUGGAGCUCACGUGACCAACGGCACUCAAGGCGUAUUCACUGUUAGUGGUCAACUUGACACGGAAUCGCAGUGUGGGAGAAAUUCCACGAAGAGGAGGUGUUGCGGAAAAAAGGCCAUGGUCGCAGGAGGCAUCAUCACAACGUUUUUGGUCAUCGCUGGAGUGGUCCUGGGCACAGUCUUUGGUCUGGACCUUGUGCCAACGACCAGUGGUCAUCACGCCGAACCUUCGACAGGGCCGGCAGUAUUACCUGGGCCGCCUUGUGACACCGAGCAAUGCCAGGCCGUAUCUACCUUGUACAGCCGGACGCUGUCAGAAAAACACGAUCCCUGCGAUGACUUCCACAAGCACGUUUGUACGCGUUGGAAGCUGGCCCCGAGUUCGAAGUUGACAAGUGUGUUUCGUCAACAGGCGCUAUGGAUCACGAGAUCGGUGAUCGCUUCCUUGCGGAACACUUCAGUUCCCACGGAUGGCCAGACAGCAAUACAGAAGGUGGCCGGACUCUUUCAGUCCUGCGUGGAUCUUUUCGGUGAUGACGAGCAUGCCCCUUCAGGUCAAAACCCCAGUGUGGAUAUCCUUAACUUUCUCCGUGAACGCAAAUCAUCAUUUGAAGCUCAGUCUGACGUGGACGCUGCAUACUUGAUGCUUGAUUUUCCUAUUACCUACGGCCUUCCAACAUUAUUCAAUGUCAGGGUUGACACAAUCCCGGGUAAUGCGGAGCGACUGCACGUUAUUCUCAGCAUGCGGCGGUCACUAUACGACGGGCAACAUGCAACGCACAAAGCGAUUGAGGAGCACCUGCGGUGGCUUGGACUGGACGCUGCCCUCAUACGGCAGCUGACCCCAACAAUAGAAACAAUUGACGAUUAUCUUUUGAAGCUGGGCCGCGACGCCUACGAGGACGAAGAGCCAGAUGCAAGGAACAGGUCGGUUCUACUGCUGCGUACUAUGGAGAAAGCCAUCCUCGGCAGAAAAGGUGGCAACUGGAACCACUACUUGGGGAACAUCACAAACGGGCUGCUGCCUGGGGAACAUUAUGUCACGUUCGAGACGCGAUACUUGGUGCUAUUUUUGACAAAGGUGUUUAGAAUGAUUCCCAACUUGAACGACCUUCGCAUCUGGAUAAGCUUCGAUCUGUCUAGGCAGCUGAGGCAAAUGGUCCACGUCAGUAGAACCGGUUCGUUUACAAUGAGCAGCCCCAUUUCCCAGUGGGAAAGCAGCUGCCUGAAGCACACAUCUAAGGUAAUGGACAAGGCAGCUUACGCCGCCCUUUAUCACAGGUUGAUAAAUACAGACACUAUUUUUAAAGCCCAAGAAAUGGUGUCUAGCAUUGCGGAAUCAUUGAAGACUGAAAUAGCCGAAUCCUCCUGGAUGGAAGACGGCACGAGAGAAAUAGCCGUAAGAAAACUCGUCAAGAUGAACAAGGUGGUCGGCUACCCGGAGGGUGUGGAAGAUGACGAAUCGCUCAACAAGUACUACGAGAUGUUCGAUAAUACUGGACCCUCGUUUGUGAACAGCUGGCUCAGUGCCUCACGAUCGGCUAGUAGAAAAGCGUUAGAGCGUCUUUCGGAGCAUCCAGCCCAGGUGAGCGUCAACGACGACAUGGCCAUGGUAAACUCUAUAUACAAGCCACCUUUGAACACUAUGGUUGUGGGCAUGGGCCUUCUUCUUCCGCCUUUCUUCGGUACGGUCCCCGCCGUCGACUACGCCUCGGCGGGACAUCUAGCCGCACAUGAGAUGAUGCACGCUUUCGACGUUUCGAACCGGCGUCGAGAUGACAACUACGUGGAGAGAGAUUGGUGGACCCCGGCCUCUAAAGCGGAGUACGAAAAGCGUGUCGAAUGUAUUCGAGGCUCGAUGGGAGAAGAGUUGAGCGCGCCGGACGACAUUACCGAUUCUGAAAUGAUGGCAGACUUCAUCGGAAUAUUCGGACUCUACAACGCCUACCUCAAGGCGAAGCAGGUGCCCGACGCAUCGUUGGAGCUGCAGGGACUGCCUGGAGUGACGAGCGACCAGUUGUUUUUCAUCGCGUUGUGCUACAAGUGGUGCUCAAAUUCCCGUGCGACCGAGCGCUAUCCGGACUUCAGUGUAAGGUGCAACAUGCCCUUGAUGAACAUGCCACAGUUUUCGGAAGCCUUCAACUGCAGCGCUGAAUCUCGAAUGAAUCCGCCAGAAAAGUGCACCUUCUGGUGAAUAUAUCAGUGGGUAUCACAUUGUGGCCGAAAGGGCGUAAGGUACACGUUGCACUACUCUCUAGAAGCGCAGAUCUGUGCCUUAUGUUACACGUUCGCGUGCCGGUGACGAGGACACUCCUUUUCCCAUCCCCACGUUUGCGCACACACACACGGAUACUCCCAGAACACUCAAGGACUGAGUGCACCUCUGAGCAAACGUGUUUACUGCCUUGAAUACAUUGGCUCUCGAGCCUCAGACCUCAUCCUGGGUGAUCGUAUUACCAUGUGGCUGUGAGUGAUACGGGUUGUGAACUGGACACCACCUGAUGUGAACACCUGAAGGUUAUUAUGUGGCAUACACACCAACAUACAGACAAUUCUUGUGUGAUGUCGAGUUCAUCCUUAGCACUACAAAACGGAUGUAUGUACCUGUUUUUGUCAGCCUUCAUGUGCCUUGCUCUUCUUUCUUCUGCUUUAAAAAGCAGAACUCGCUUUGUGACAACAUCCUAAGUAUAGAGUUGAUUCUUAGCUUUGAGAUUUUCCUCUAUUGUGGUAUGUUUUUUAGUGUUUUUUAAGGGGUGAGCGAAUAUUCGAAAAAGUUGAAUAACAAAUCGAACUGAGUUGUUCACUACGUGAAUCCAAUAGCUUAUAUUUGAAAUACAGAAUAUUUUUCGAAUGGUUUUCAAAUAAUCAACAGUGAUGAAAAACUGAGCAAGACACAGUGCGUUGAAAUAGAGAACUAUCAGUGUUCAUGCAUGGAUGAGGGAAAUAAAAUUUGCAUGCAGUUCAAGCUUUCACUAGAAUAUCGACUCAUCAACGGAUGAAAAUUUUUUUGCUUAACACUGCAGUGAUAGAGAAGCGAACGUGUCUUCAACGCACUACCGCAAGAAUGAGGUUCAUAUCGUUAAUUCGUGAAAUAUUAUUUACCAUCUAUAUCUGAGUGUUACUAAAAGCCGGUGACAAACUAACACUUCGACUACUGAAGCAACUUCUGUGUUAACCAAGCAGUCGAAAACACCUCUGAGGCUCUAGUCGCUACUUUGUACGACCUUGCUUCAGAUUAUGUAAAUGGGGUAUAUUUUCUCUAGUAGAUGUAAUGGUAAUGGUACUUUGGUGAAGUUUACAAAUAACUGCUUUAAAUAAAAAGUCGUUGAAAGUCGUAGAAAUAAAAUUCGGUCUUGAAAAUUGUUUGCUUACUAUUCGAAAAUUAUUUGACUAGGAAUCGCUAAGGUAUUGUAUUCUGUGCAGAAUUAUAACUAUUCGAUUCGCACUCGAUUCUAUUUCAAGUUUCGCUAUUCGCACAUCCCUAGCUUUAGAGGAACUUAUAGUAUUGUUGAUUUAUUGUAUUAGAACAAAGAGGGCAUUAUUUAUUGAGCAAGCACUGCUAGUCAGCUGCGAAUGCUUUGCUUUAUUGCUUUUCAUGAAGAUUUUUCCUGACAUUGUUUAAGAAAUGACUGGACAAAACAGUUAGGCAACGAAUGUGAAAAUGCAAAUAGUUAUGUACUGUUCUUAGUUUUCAGAUUUUAUACAAAUAAUUUAUGAAAGGCAAGGUGCAAGGCAAGAAGUGGGUGAGCUUGCGUCAUCCCAGAUCGAUAAUGGGCGCCCUGGUAAUAUUUAUUUUCUUAGUGCACCUCGCUGAGCGAUGACACUUCUUUGUUUACUGUUGUCAUAGUUUGUUCAUAGUUUUAAACAUACAAGACCACAUGUUGUGUCUGUGCCAUAGUCGAAGCCGUCAUGACGUGGUAGGCAGAUGAAGCUAAUAUACACGUACUGCCAAGAUUGACUAUUCUGGGUUGUGAGUGAAAUGCAUCCUGCUCAUAGGCGUGUUGCCCUUCAUGGGGAGGGGUAAAAGGGGAAGAGGAUUUGUCGCAAUGCGCCCACCCUCCCUAUAACGUCAAUGCUAGGGCUGAUUUUGUGCCACCUAUUAGGCGAUUGGAGAAGUGCCCUCCUCUCCCCCCCCCCUCCCCGUGUGCGCACAAAUAAUUCUGCUCAAGCGAUUUGUUAUCAAGAGUUCGUUAGCAGUGACGCAAAUUGUCAUCAUCACUGUGUUACCCUCUGCUAACUGGCAACUAUAGAAAACGCGCACGUUGAUAUUCUGUCGAACACCACACGUAGGCUCACUGUGUGCAUGUCAAAGAAACAUAAAUAAAAAAGCAAGCCACUCAUCUUUGCUUCGUUGGAGGCACUAAUGUAGCCAUUACUGACAUCCUAGCUCAAGUUACACGGUUCACACGCCUAUAAGCUUAAUUUCGUCCAAUUCGAAUAGUUCUCCAAAAAAAAUAAUAAUAUAACUUGAUUCGUUGACUUUUAUAUGCCUAAGUUCGAUUAAAUAUGGCCUAGCUUGUAAUACGUCAUAUUGCUGCCUAAAUGAAAAUGUUCCCAAGACAUACGUAAGACCAGUACUGCUCCUUUUUAUAAUGCCUUGCGGCAAUAUCUAGCUGUUUUUGUCUGUGUAUUUAUAGACUCGUCAGUCCAUGCUUACUCAUGUCUGUCAAAUAAUAAUCAUCCGUCCCACAAAGCAAGCCCAUUACAGCCGAAUGAAUUUACUUUUGGAGCACCUGGAAUUUCGCUCAGAAGGCCAUACUAGGCUACAUGCCUUUAUUUACGUGGUACAGCAAUGACGCACCUAGUUUCUACCGAAAUAGGGCUGAAAUCUGGCUAGCUUCGUCAGGGUGCUGCGAAUGUUCGUAGCCACAAAUAAUGGAUUGUUAAAACUUCUGAGAUUGUGAAUGUGAUAGGCUAGUGAACCAUCGGGGGGCACAAUAUAGCACAUGAUGCUUUUAUCUUAAAUGUGCCUGGCAGUUUAAAAUAUUUCGUUGAUUGAUAUGUGCGGUUCAACGUCCUAAAACCGCCAUAUGAUUAUGAGAGACGCCUUAGUGGAGGACUCCGGAAAUUUCGACCACCUGGGGUUCUUUAACGUGCGCCCAAAUCUGAGUACAUGGGCCUCUGAGCCGGGUAAAAUAUCUCGUGCCUCCUAAUGCAUAAAAAUAAGGACGUAAAAUCAGAAUGUGGUGCGGCUUCUUGGUGACGUGAACCUGUAUUGCCGGCACCAACAAAUUUUAGUGGAUAGCCUUCGCACUGUCGGUAGGCGUUUGAUAAGCAGCUACUAAGUUUAUUCUACGCAAAGCCAUUGGAAUCAGCAGGGCAAAUGUAAUGCUUAAAGUCCGGAUGCUUUUCAUAAGAUCCUGUAAGUGGGUCGGCUUUGCGAGGAGCGUGUACACUGACAUUCAUUUUGUAGACGACGUGACAGACGGGAACAUGUAUUCCACCUAUUUUGUUUUGUGUGUAGUCAUGUUAGCGCUCAAGCAAUGUUUACUUGCCAUACACAGAGUGGCAACUACGCCCCGACAGAAUGAGCUGUGUAGUGAAAUGUGUUGUUCCUAUUUCUACAACUGUUCUAUUGUCUGAUAGAGACCUGGUUGUGUAGCACUUGUUAACUUGCUAAUAAGCUGCCUGUGACUUACAUUCCAGAACUAUGCAAUAGCAAGAAUGGGCGCGCUCAAUAUGGUUGAAAUCUCAAUAAAGUUUGUUUUGUACAUGACA
Messenger RNA from Rhipicephalus microplus (southern cattle tick), 5963 nucleotides. Its product is annotated as neprilysin-1. Gene Ontology annotation, biological process: protein processing. The record is from RefSeq and is a predicted model, not a curated record. Lineage: Eukaryota; Metazoa; Arthropoda; Arachnida; Ixodida; Ixodidae. Gene Ontology annotation, molecular function: metalloendopeptidase activity. Gene Ontology annotation, cellular component: plasma membrane.